CACACCUCGCGCCCGGCAGCAUGGCGGACACAGCGUCCCAACCCAGCAAGAGAAAGCGCGAACUGGACGCCGAGGAGGCCGAGGCGCCCAGCACUGAGGAAAAGGAAGCAGGCGUUGGGAAUGGUACCUCUGCCUCUGUGCGCCUACCUUUCUCCGGCUUUAGAGUGAAAAAAGUGCUGAGGGAGUCUGCGCGGGACAAAAUCAUUUUCCUACACGGGAAGGUGAAUGAGGCUUCUGGGGAUGGCGAUGGAGAGGAUGCCAUUGUGAUCCUGGAGAAGACGCCGUUUCAGGUGGACCAGGUGGCCCAGGUCCUGACUGGCAGCCCUGAGCUCCAGCUGCAGUUCUCCAAUGAUAUCUACAGCACCUAUCACCUGUUCCCUCCAAGACAGCUGAGUGAUGUGAAGACGACCGUGGUUUACCCUGCCACAGAGGCGCACCUGCAGAAAUACCUGCACCAGGACCUCCACCUGGUCCGGGAGACUGGAAGCGACUACAGGAACAUCACCUUGCCCCACCUGGAGUCCCAGAGCCUCAGCCUCCAGUGGGUGUAUAAUAUUCUCGACAAGAAGGCUGAAGCCGACCGGAUUGUUUUUGAGAACCCAGAUCCCUCUGAUGGCUUUGUCCUCAUCCCCGACCUCAAGUGGAACCAACAGCAGCUCGAUGACCUGUACCUGAUCGCCAUUUGCCAUCGCCGGGGCAUCAAGUCGCUUCGGGACCUCACUCCAGAGCACCUGCCACUGCUCAGGAACAUCCUCUGGGAGGGGCAGGAGGCCAUCCUGCAGCGCUACCAGGUGAGGGCUGACCGCCUCCGUGUGUUCCUGCACUACCUGCCCUCCUACUACCACCUGCACGUGCACUUCACCGCGCUGGGCUUCGAGGCCCCCGGCGCGGGGGUGGAGCGCGCCCACCUGCUGGCCGAGGUGAUCGAGAACCUGGAACACGACCCUGAGCACUACCAGCGGCGCACCCUCACCUUUGCCCUCAGGGCCGAUGACCCCCUGCUCACGCUCUUGCAGGAGGCCCAGAAAAGCUGAUUCCCCCGCCCCGGGCCGUCUGGAGAAAAACACUGAUGUGGGCGGGGGGUGGGAUUUUUAGCACCAAGUGAAUUUUUUUUAAAAGUGUAUUUUGUACUGGGUUCUUACCAGCAUGAGAAUAAAGUGUCGGUCUCA
Molecule: messenger RNA, 1169 nt
Organism: Camelus dromedarius (Arabian camel)
Lineage: Eukaryota; Metazoa; Chordata; Mammalia; Artiodactyla; Camelidae
Gene: DCPS
Product: decapping enzyme, scavenger
Exons: 6
Coding region: 21-1034 (337 amino acids)
Biological process (GO): deadenylation-dependent decapping of nuclear-transcribed mRNA
Cellular component (GO): nucleus; P-body
Molecular function (GO): hydrolase activity; RNA 7-methylguanosine cap binding
Source: RefSeq, a predicted model, not a curated record